UUGACACGCGGGCAGAAUCCGGCCAUUGAAUGUGAGGACAGAAUGCAGUUCAGAAGGUUGGUUCGACGCCAGUUAGCAUUUGAGCUAACUCCGAAUUAAGUACGGUUUUUUGUUUUGUUUUUUUUACAGUUUCUUAAAUUUUAAUUGAAGUUGACCAAGGAUUGUUUUUCGUCUUCAAGGAGCAGAGGGUAUGAUGUUGGACACGAUCUGCCAGUACCUGUGUGGCUCCUUUCUGUGGUUCUGGAUGAAAUGGUUUCUCAGACAAAUCACAGGAAAAUGUGAGCUGCAGCGGAUCUGCCAGGGAUAUGAGCCUGGAGCGGCCAGGACCACAAGAAUAGAAAACUCCCUGAAAUCUUCAAAAAACAAGGUGCUGCAAGAUGCUGUGAAUGUGAAGGAAGAUGCAGUGGAGGGCUGUGUGACACAAAUUGUGAAAGAGAAGGGUAUCAAAGAGCAAAAAGAUCCCAAGUUUAAGGUGAAUCUUCAUAAAUGCCUCAUACAAAUAAGUGGCUAUAACACCCUGUUCACCACGGUAGAAGAGCUAAGAAAAGAGGUGUUUGACUCAGAAAAUGAAGAACAUGAGAAAUUGCUUCUUAAGUUGUGGGAUUUGUUGAUGCCGGCCGUUAAGUUGGAGUCUCGAAUCACCAAGCACUGGGGCAGCAUUGGCUUUCAAGGUGAUGAUCCAAAGACUGACUUCAGAGGGAUGGGCCUGCUUGGCCUGGUAAACCUUGUCUUUUUCAGUGAGAAUUACACUAAAGCAGCACGACACGUCCUGUCCCAUGCCAACCAUCCCUCACUGGGGUACUCUUACGCCAUAGUGGGUAUCAACUUGACUGAGAUGGCCUAUAGUUUACUGAGGAGUGGUGCUCUGAAGCCUCAUUUCUACAAUACUGUGGCAGGGAAACCGCACAUUCACCACUUCCACCUGUUUUACUGUUACCUGGCAUACGAGUUUGAUAAGUUCUGGGUGGAAGAAAAGCCUGCGAGCAUCAUGGAGUUCAACAUCUACAGAGAGAAGUUCCACGACAAGGUGAAAGGGUUCCUUCUGGAGCCGGAUGUGUCUCUCAUCCUAAAGAUCGACUCUAAAAACUUCCCUGAUGACUAAGAGGUUUUUUGUUCUAUGACUGACUAAAAGAAAAUGAUGACUGAAUAAUAGCUUUUAAGCACAUCCCUCUUUAUGCUUCCUGUUUUUAAACACAGUAACAAGUAGCAGAUUUACAAACCUUAAGAUCAUUCCCGAGCACAAUACCGUAGAGCUCAGUUGUGUCACCACUUACCAAUAGAAUUUUUAUUUUUGGACAUAAUUAAAAUGAUUAACGAUUCUGCUCGUACUUGAAAUUUGAGUUAUAUUUAUGGUUCCUGUCGGUUUCCUCAGUGUUCAUCUCAGGAAUUUGAUAUUUAUGACGAUAGGGAAAAUCCUAUAUGAUCCAAAUGAGACUUGUGUUCAAUUGUCUUGCACAUGGACAAUGCAGUGUGUUUUUGCAUGUUUUAAUGCUUUUCGUUUGCUAAUGCAUUCAGCCCAACAAAACACUAGUAUAGCUUUAUAACAAAUAUUAAUGCUUUAUGUAUUUGGUGUGUUAUUCUGUAAUCAGUAACAGUGAAAAUACUGUAUGGUUCUAGUGUUCACAUUAAAGUCAUAGUGUGGCUUAAAAUGAAAUUUACAUUUCUUGUUUCACCGUCAAGAAUAAGAUUUUUGGUGUCUACUAAGUAAGGGAACCUUAUUUAGCAUUGUGUGCACACUUUCCUGUAAAAAAUAUAUCGUUUAGCUGUUAGCAUUUGUGCAUUUUCAUCAUUUUGUAUCAAACAAAAUUCAUAACCUCAUCCCUGAGCCAUUGUUUGCACCAAGUGACCCCAAACUACAUGCUAAAGAAGACAAAAAAAAAUCAGGUUCAGGAUGGAGCUACUGAUAUAUUUACCCCUUGCAACAUAAUUUUCUCCCUUUUAUAGACAGCAUUGUGUCAUAAAGUGUAAGAAUAUAUACAAGCAAAUCUGUCUGAUACUAAACCGUGACACGCACAUGUACAUGUGUGACAUGAGUUCAGUGAAAUAUCAAAAUACAAAUGAUUAGCUCGAAUGAUUCCUCACACCAAUCAUAUGGGAGGUGUGCUACUAUGUUUCUCCACUUCUCAACUUAUUUGCAGUUAGUUCUUAUGUAUUGUUUGACGUUUUUAAAAACAGAAGAAAAAUGUGGAAUUGAAAAAUAUUUAAUCUUUUUUUCACAUGUAGGACCUUUCGGUAAAUGCUCAAAGAGCCUUUUGAAGGAAAAGUAAAGCUUCUGAGCAAGUACCAGAGAUUAUUUGUGCCUCUGGUGAGAUGUCUUAUAUUUAUAAUCUGCUAUGUAACAGGCCAAUCAAAAGUAAACAACAGUGGUGUGUGUAAAUCAUAUAGCAAGAUACACCGAUCAGGCAUAACAUUAUAAGCUGCUAAAAACAGCCCUGACCUGUCGAGGCACGGACUCCACAAGAUCCCUGAAGGUGUGCUGUGGUAUCUGGCACCAAGAUGUUAGCAGCAGAGCCUUUAGUUGUGUGGUGGGGCCCAUGGAGGCAGGAUACUCACAGGACUUAAAGGAUACUUUCGAUAGAUACUGACCGCUGCAGACCGGGAACACCCCACAAGAGUUGCAGUUUUGGAGAUGCUCUGAUCCAGUGGUCUAGCCAUCACAAUUGAGCCCUUAUUAAACUCGCUCAAAUUCUUACACUUUCCCAUUUUUCCUGCUUCUAACACAUCAACUUUGAGGACGAAGUUCACUUGCUGCCUAAUAUAUCCCACACAUUAACAGGAGCCAUGAUGAGGAGAUAAUCAGUGUUAAUCAUGUCACCUGUCAGUGAUCAUAAUGUUAUGACUGAUCAGUGUAUAUGCCAUACAUUUUGGCUACUACUGUUCUCAUCAGCUGGACAGGCCUCACCCGUUAGAGAAACAUCUUUGCUUGCGUGAAUGUAGAGUUAUUUUACAUUACUUGUUGGUAACACUUGCUUCAUUAAUGUAGAGCUAAAGAAACAAACUGGACACCAAACAUGUUCUCGGCUACAGUGUGUAGCUAAAAACCCUUUUGGCCAAACUAUUGCUUUAAGUCAGUUAAAAUGAACAAAGUGGUGAGUUUAUGUAUGUAAUGCCUCCUGUAUUAGACUCGCUUUGUACAGCUGGCUACAUGGCUAAUGUGAAUAAAUACAUUUGUGCUUAAAAUCUGUGUUUUAUAUUUCAGAUACUUGGUUGAGGUAGGUGAAGGAAGGGUUAGUAGAUACAGAGUCGGGUGACUCAAAUAAGGGAAAACAAACCAUUCGGUGUACUUUAACUAAAUAUAUAUUUAUUUUAGAAAUGUACUUUUCAUUCUGUUUGCCGUCAAAGCUUACGUUGUGGCUUGCACAUUUCUCCUACAAGCUGACAGCAAUCGAGUGGUGAGUUAACACAGUAAACAGUUCAACAUAAAUUAAAAACAGUGUCCUUUUUUAAACAAAGGAUUCAUUAGUAUUAAUAAUAAUUAUAAAAACAAAGACAUGGGUUGUGUGCAAAGCCACCUUGUAUGUUUGAGUAGUUUAGUGAACAGAGGGCAAAGUGCAGCAUGUGGCUCUUCAUCAUCCACCAGUUACUGCCACAUCACUGGACCCAUACAUCAUAAACCUUUACACACACACACACACACACACACACACAGAG
Molecule: messenger RNA, 3651 nt
Organism: Hemibagrus wyckioides
Lineage: Eukaryota; Metazoa; Chordata; Actinopteri; Siluriformes; Bagridae
Gene: elmod2
Product: ELMO/CED-12 domain containing 2
Exons: 9
Coding region: 191-1102 (303 amino acids)
Cellular component (GO): membrane
Molecular function (GO): GTPase activator activity
Source: RefSeq, a predicted model, not a curated record